Messenger RNA from Asparagus officinalis (garden asparagus), 1220 nucleotides. Its product is annotated as zingipain-2-like. The transcript has 3 exons. NCBI's taxonomy places the organism in Eukaryota, Viridiplantae, Streptophyta, Magnoliopsida, Asparagales, Asparagaceae. Gene Ontology annotation, molecular function: cysteine-type endopeptidase activity. The coding region runs from base 51 to 1052 and encodes 333 amino acids. Gene Ontology annotation, cellular component: lysosome. The record is from RefSeq and is a predicted model, not a curated record.
UCAGCAAAUCUCUACAGGAAAACUUUCAAGCUUGAGUCUAUUCCUAAAGAAUGGCUUCAGCAUGCUAUUAUGCACUUUUUACUUGUUUUCUUAUUAUUAUUUCACGGAUAGGCGACGCAAAUGGUUACACCAAUGCUCUUGAUUCUGAAAUCGCAAGAAAACAUGAGCUAUGGAUGGCGGAGCAUGGACGAGUGUAUAAGGAUGAAGCGGAAAAGGCACGGCGAUUUGAGAUAUUCAAGGAGAAUGUAGAGUAUAUAGAAGAUUUCAACAAUGCCGGAAAGCACAGGUACACUUUAGGUGUCAACCUAUUUGCUGAUCUUACUUCUGAAGAGUUCUUAGCUACAUACGCUAGCGGAUUCAAGAAGCCAGAACCCGAGAUUGAGGAGUCACUUAGGUCCGUUAAGUAUGAGACGACUGUGGAACAAACAAAUAUUUCUUCAAUUCCGGCUAGUUUCGAUUGGAGGGAUGUCGGCGCAGUAGCACCCGUCAAGUUUCAAAUGCUUUGCAAUUGUUGUUGGGCUAUGACGGCGGCAUCGACAAUUGAAAGCCUGGGGAAAAUCAAAACAGGUGUGCUCUACACUUUAUCAACACAACAAAUUAUUGACUGUGACAAAGGAAACAAUGGUUGCAAGCCUGGUACGGUCCAUGGUGCUUAUCGUUAUGUCGUAAGAAACAGAGGGUUGACGACCGAAGCUACUUACCCGUACAAAGAUGUUGAAGGCAAGUGUGAUUUUACUAAAGAGAAGAAAACUGUAGCAACUAUUAACGGUUACAAAACCGUUGCCCGCAACGAGCAAGCGCUUAUGGCCGCGGCUUCAAAGGAUCUCCAACUUUACAGGGGGGGCAUCUUUCAUGGAUCCUGUGGAACCGCUGUUAAUCACGCCGUUACCGUUAUAGGUUAUGGAGAAUCUAGUAAGGAUAAGUAUUGGAUAGUGAAGAAUUCGUGGAGUUCUAAGUGGGGUGAAAAUGGGUAUAUUAGAAUGGAGAAGGAUGUUCCAUCGCCUUCCGGGAUGUGUGGCAUUACCGAGUGGGCAGUUUAUCCAACUAUGUGAGUGUGAGUAUAUGUUCUCAUGUAAUAAUAAUAAGCUGGCAUUCCUCCUUCCACGUACCGUGGUGGUUAACCAUAUGAUUGGUGUUUGGGUGAGUAAAUAAGGAGGUGGAUGUAUACUAUUGUGUGUGUAAACUUAUCUCAAAUAAAUAUUUUAUUGUCAUUAAGUUUA